This is a messenger RNA of Arabidopsis arenosa, 775 nucleotides long. Lineage: Eukaryota; Viridiplantae; Streptophyta; Magnoliopsida; Brassicales; Brassicaceae. The record is from the annotation of a GenBank genome assembly.
GAUUCUCUUCAGAUCCAUAAUCAUGGCUGCAGCUGGAAACAAGAGCAUUAACGCCAAAUUGGUGUUACUUGGAGAUGUUGGUGCUGGAAAAUCAAGUCUUGUGUUACGGUUUGUCAAAGAUCAGUUUGUUGAAUUCCAGGAAUCAACGAUUGGUGCUGCUUUUUUCUCACAAACAUUAGCUGUCAACGAUGCUACUGUCAAGUUUGAGAUUUGGGAUACAGCGGGUCAGGAACGGUACCAUAGUUUGGCUCCAAUGUACUACAGAGGUGCUGCUGCUGCAAUCAUUGUCUUUGAUGUUACGAAUCAGGCCUCGUUUGAGAGGGCAAAGAAAUGGGUUCAGGAACUGCAGGCACAAGGUAACCCUAAUAUGGUCAUGGCCCUUGCUGGAAACAAAUCUGAUUUAUUAGAUGCAAGGAAGGUGACUGCAGAGGAGGCACAAACAUAUGCUCAAGAAAACGGUCUUUUCUUCAUGGAAACAUCAGCAAAAACCGCCACUAAUGUCAAAGAGAUAUUCUAUGAAAUCGCAAGAAGGCUACCGCGAGUACAGCCAACAGAAAACCCAACAGGAAUGGUUCUCCCAGACAGGGCCAUGGAUAGGGCAGUGAGCUCAUCUUGUUGUGCUUAGUUAUAUAUGUAAUGGCGCACACCUCUUAAAAAGAAAUCUUUUGGUCAGUGACUUUGAAGUUAUGGACUUCUGUGUUUGCGUUUCUUUGCUUUGUUUUGCGUAUUUGAGAUUUGAUCUCCACUCUUUUGUAAAUAAAUCUCAUACUCUCUA